GUUUUUGUUCACCACCAAGUUUCUUGAGGAAGUCGACUGAUGUGUCAGGAGGAUUCUCCCGAUUUUUGACAUCUUGUUGGGAUAAAUGAUGUUGUGGUGGGUGGAACGGUAGCCAGGAGACCCACCAUUACGGCAACACAUCAAAUAUCAUCAUCCAGACCUCUCCAGGUGACACAUCCAUGGAUAAUACUUGAAAAUUAGAAGCGCAUAGAUCCUCCCUUUAAGCGUAGGAAUUCAAGAUGAAGGCCAUAAUUGAUAAUAUUGAAUGCCAAAGGGAUUCUCCCAGAUUUCGACAGGUGCUUGAGGAGAAUGAAAAAGACUUGGAUACUUUGGAAGGCAAACUGGAGAAGGUAGUGAAGCAAUGUAACCAGAUGGUGGCUGCCGGAAAGCAGUUUAAUCAAGAGCAGAGUAAACAACUGAUUCACAUUUUAUGGGACCUAGCAGGGUAUUUUGGGAAUGACACUAAUGUGCAGUCAGCUCUGAACAGAAUGUUAGCUGCCCUUGGAGAAGCUGCCAAAUAUCAUACAAUAUUGGUUGACCAGGCUGCACGGGCUGUCACGAAGAACCUUGCAAGCUUUAUUAAAAAAGAAUUGCGCUCUGUGAAGGAUUUACGACACUAUUUUGAGAAGGUAAGCGGUGAAAUGGAUAAUGUACUACAGCGUUCGUCUAGUGUGUCCCGUUCCCGUGCUAAUGAUGCAGAUGACAUAAAAAACUUGGUCAUAGCCACUCGCAGAGCCUUCCGUCAUACAAGUGUGGAUUAUGUACAUGCUAUUUCAAUAGCACAAGGCAAAAAACGCCAUGAGGUGGUGGAUGCUCUUUUAUCGUAUUUGAAGGCCUACAGUACCUUCUACCACCAAGGCACUGAUCUCUGUGAUGAUCUCAAACCCUCCCUAGACAAGAUUAGCCAAGAGGUGAAUCUGAUGAGCCAUGAAGAAAAUACCUAGAAAAAACCUUAAAAAACCGCCAAAAACAGAUGUCAAGAAAAAGACGGGAUAUCCUUGGAGCAGAUGGCCCACACCCAGCCAUUUACUAUGCGCUAUUUAUUCAAACAAAAACCCAAAAGCUUCAGCCCGGAACGCCGUUACUUUCUCUUCAAAAACCAAUUGGUUACCGAAAAGCGGUCAGGUAUUCGAAAGUCUGUCAGGAACUCAGGAGGAAGUAAUCUACUCAAUAGUCGUUUGACGCGAGCGCACGGAGGAGAGGAGGUAACAGUCAUGGAAGAAGACUUACGUUUGUGCACUGUUAAGCCCGCCAUUGAGGUAGACCGCAGAUUCUGCUUUGAAGUUGUCUCCCCUAUGAAAUGUCAUAUGCUUCAAGCUGAAAGUGAAGAGAGUUAUGAUUCAUGGAUAACCGCUCUUCAGCGUGGUAUUGGGCAAGCCCUUCAAAGCUCACAUAACUCUAUCCAAGAUAACAGACAAGAAACUCCUGGCUCCUCUCCUCAUCCACAGAAAGGGUCCCUGACUCCUGCCACACCAGUUGACUCCUCCAACUCUUCCUCUCCUGCAACCACACCCCAGGCACCUACUGCACACAAAGCUCAAUUGUGGCAGGAAAUAAUGAGCAUUCCUGGAAAUGAUCACUGCUGUGACUGCAAUUGCAGCAAUCCUCGAUGGGCCUCUAUAAAUCUAGGAAUUAGUCUGUGUAUUGAAUGUUCGGGUAUUCACCGUAGUCUUGGUGUGCACUAUUCCAAAGUACGAUCCUUGACAUUAGAUGCUUGGGAACCUGAAGUUUUGAAGGUAAUGGCAGAGUUGGGAAACACGGUUAUCAACAGCAUCUAUCUUGCUACUUAUGUACCAGGUGAAGGCACUGGUCCCCCUGAAGCAAAACCUGAUAGCCAGAGAUCGGUUCGUGAAGCAUGGAUUAAGGCAAAGUAUGUUACACGUCAGUUUGUGAAACCACUGCCUUUAAUCCAGGAAUCCAGUUCCCCUUUACCAAACUCCAGUUCUCAAGAGAAAGUUCAUUCAGGAAAAUCUUGGAGCAUCCCUCGUCGGAGGCGACAGAUACGGCGAAGGAAAACUCUGCAAGCUUGUCAAAUAAAUGUUGAGGAGACCUCUAGCAUUGAUGACAAUAGUAGUAGCCAGGAAGAAUCUCACACUGAAACCCAGAAUGUUAGUGACAGCCCAGUAGCAAGCAGCUCCAGUUCCAGUGAUGUAUUGCUUCUGGACAUUGCUCCUUCUCUUCCCAAUCGGACAACUGAAGACUUUUCUAGUUUAAGUGAUGACUGCUCUACAGAUGGAGAAGGUCCUAAUGGUCAUGUUACUCCAGAGUCAGCAUCAAAUUUGACUCCAAAUAUGGUAUUGUUUCGAGCCUGUGAAGCUCAUAAUUUGGCAAUGAUGAGUCAUAGCAUAGCACUAGGUGCUGAAAAGAACUGGCAUAACCCAGAUGAAAGUGGACGGACUCCAAUGCAUCAGGCAGUUAUAAGUGGUUCUGUAAUGGCUGUGCAACAUCUUCUAAUAAAUGGGGCACGACCCAAUGAACAGGACUCUUCAGGAUGUACACCAUUACACCUGGCAGCAUUAUUGUCAAAUAUUGGCCAAGUUUGCUUAUUGUUGAAGCACAGGGUGGACCUAAAUUUGUGCAAUAAUGAAGGUCUGAAGGCUAUUGACAUAGCCCUUAAAAGCAGUGAACCAAUUUGUAACUCGGGUAAAAUUAAGUUAUUACGAGUGGCCAGUCUUAGUGAGCACAUAGAUCGCGAUGGUGGUGAAGAUAACAAUAUGCUCACAGAUUUCUUGCGAGAUUUCCAAGAGAAGAUGUGUAUCCAAGGCUACAGGACUCGCCAAAAUGAAGACACAUUGAACUAAAUAAAUGAAGUUGUACAUUAGAAUUAUAAACUAGUAUUGUAUUCUUAAAGCUAGAGGAAUUAGUUAUAUCUUCUUAAUCUUGUUUGCCUUCUGCAUCUAAAGCAGUGCCACCUGAAGUGAUGAGAGUGACUUUACUGUGUAGUAGAUAUUACAUCAAUGUUAAAUUUUAUUACUUUUAGAAUUAAGAUUUUCACAUCAGAUACAGUGGACACUCAUAAUUUGUGUGGGUUAUGUUUCUGAAAACUAUGCUGUGAAUGAUUUCUAUGACUUUUGGAAUGAAAAACAUGGGGAAAAAAUAGGGUUGCAUUCAUCAGACCUCUAUUGCUAAGACUCGGGGUAUGCAAGUUAUUGGCAUAGUCUAAGAGUUUAUUUCUUUUAAAACAUUAUUGGUAUAGAAUAAUAAGUUGAUGAAUUAGACAUGGGUGCAACACCUGGAUGUCUUUAUUUUGAAGAAGUUUCACCAACCAGUGCCUUCUUCAGUUCACUGGAGCUUAUUAAAUUGGAGACAGCAUAUUCCUUCCACAGAAAGUGGGAAGCAUGAACAUGAAUUACCUUCAAAUCCAUCAGCACUUUAAACAUCAUACAGUAUUUUUUGUUGCACACUCAUUCUUGUUUUAAAUAGGGUAAAGAGUGAAAAGAAAGAGUUUUAUCUAAUCUUCCUUUUCCUUGCUCCUUGUCACUAUAGAAGUAUGUUGAUGUAGUUGAUGUGGUCCUUAUCUGUGGCCUUCGUCUUCGUUACACAUAUGUACAUCAUAAAUGCUACACAAUUUUCUAUUUUUAAUAGUUUUCACACUGUAUUACCGAUGGCCAAUAUAUUCAAUAAUUAUAUAAAUGCAGCCAGCAUGCAUAAAUGAUAAUUAAGGCAGAAGAAUGUGUAAUUGUGUUACAGUAGUAACCUGCCAGCUGUAAUAACCACCUCCACCUCCUGUCUUUACUCUAACCACAAUUUUCUUAGAAAUUGUAAGAGUUUCAUACCUAAACUGGCACCUCUAGCAUAAGUUUUAUUUAUUUGGAUGCCAUGAUUAAUAUCCAGAGGCAAAGCAAGGUGAUAUGAAUGAAAAUGGGACACAGAACCACAGAGAGUCUAUUGUAUGGUACGUAUGUAUCCAGACUAACAACUAGUUUGCUUACAACAAGCAGUUAUGUUAGGUCUCCCCCACACCAAAAUAGCGACUGCCUAAGGGAUGGAGGAACGCUCCAAAACGGUAUUGCACUCCAUUAAUUCUGCCCUGAUGCACCUUAAUGGUAAUGGCUCAGUGCUAUUGGAAAUUAAAAAGUAAAUUUAAAUCACAGAAUACUGAAAACAUGAGCUAUGAUCACACAACUUACGGGUGUCCACUGUAUAAAAAAAAAACUAAUUUCUAGGAGGCUUUAUGGAAUGGGAUACUGUACUAUGUCUCAACAAAAUAUUAGUCAACCAUGUUGGCUAAUAUACACUCAAAUGUAAAUACAUUAUAACAGUCUCAGAUUUUAUAUAUAUUUUUAUUGUUUAUCAUAAUGAUUUAUAUCAAAAUAUUUCCUAUAAUUACUCCAUGUGGUGGGUAUUAACACCCACAAGAUUCUCAGUUCAAGAAUUCCUACUUGCCUUUUCACUGUACAGUUUUCCUGUUGAUAGGAGAUAUAGACACACAUAAAAUAUAUUACACUUUUAAAGAUUUUUUUUUUUAUAGCCAGUAUUAUUUCUUUUGAAAAUCAGUGGCAAUGUUUUGUACUGCUAUGUGAUAACCAAAAUAUGGACUGAAGUAAGUGUAUGUUAGCAUUAAAUAUUCACUGAUUUGCUUCAACUGAAUCUAUAUAAUUUAUAUCAAAGAAACUGUGAAUGUGUUUCAGAACCCAGGAAAGGCUAGAAGGCACUAUAAUGUGAAAAUAUUUAAAAUGCUGUAUAGUAUUCUUAUUGCUAAAUUAACAAAGUUUAUCGACAUAAAUAUGAAAAUAGAUUAAGGAAAUUCUUUUUUAUGCCUAGGAAGUACUAGCCAGAGAACGUGAAAGAACUCUUAAGAGUGAUGGGUCCACCACAAGCAAGUUAAAGAUUUUAAUGCUCAGUGACAGCAUAGUGAUAUAUGUAUUAACCCUUAAACUGUCCAAAUAUAGAUCUGUGUUUGCACGCAUAGUGCUCCUAACGUAAAUCUACGUUUUUUUUUACAUAAUGUAAAAUCGAACGUAGAUCUACAUUCAGAGCGCUACACGUGUGAACGUAGAUCUGCGUUUGGACUGUUUAAGGGUUAAUGUGGGACAAAGAUAGCAUGUAUUUAUUACAUCAGAUGGAAAUUGUGAUAGACUUAAAUUUAUUUAAUGAUACAUAUAUGGAGCAAACUGUAAAAGCUGAAUAUGUAUCAUAUUAUCAGUGUGCAUGCUGUUGAACUGUUACAUGCAUUAGCAAAAUGCAUGCAUCUCUUUGGAAACACAUUUGAUAAGUGAAGGUGCUACAUACAGUAUUGUGAUUGUCAAACUGUUCCUUGGCAAUUUUAUCAUUUCUCUUGUAGUUAAUGUUCUGAAAUGUGAAAGCAUUUCAAGACUUAUGGAAAAAUGAAGUACACUGUGGGAAUAUCAUUCAGGGAAUCUGUUUGUUCAGUGUCCAUACUUUUUGGUUGAUUUGGAUUAAAUUCUUUUUGUAUGGGUAUUCAUUCUUUGGCAUAUUUUUAAUUGGACACCAUACUUUUAAACAUAGUCAGUUCCUUAUUUAUUAAGUAAUCAUUGAACUGAUUGCAGCAAGAACUAGCAUUCAAGAUUGCUAUUAGACAGUUCACAUUUGUUUAAUUUAUGGAUGUUGAUUCAUGAAGUCCUAGUUGCCAUGUAUGGUUAGUGUGAGUGAUGGUGAAAGUGUGUCUUUUUCACCUUGCCUCAGUGGGAGAUGGCUGGGUGUGUUUAAAAAUAUAUAUAUAUACAUGUAUCUAUAUAUAUAUUACUUAGAUAAACAGACCAGGCCAUGGGGGCAUUGACCCCUGAAACCCUCUCCAGGUACUAUAAUACCUGUGGAUAUGUAGUUAGUUAUGCUAUACUAAAUUUGAUAAAUCACAAAUUCCAUGAAACAGAUUGCUGAAAAUUUCAGGACAUCUCAGUUAUAAGACUAACUGCACUUCAGGGUGAGUGUUUUAUAUUCAAAGUUUUUAAAAUUUCCUAUUUAUGGUCAUCAAUAGUUAAUUUUUUUUUUUUUUUGAAUUGGUAGUCAUUAGCAAACUAUAUUAAUGGUAUAGCUCACAAUAAAAGUGAUUGCUUUAAAUGUGAUGCACUGCAAAUUUUUAAUAUCACCAAGUGUGACUGCACAGGUAUUAUGUCAGCCAUCAUCGCCAUCUUGGUUGUUCCAUUGUAGAUUUUGUCAUUAAGAAAACACUGUUUUUUUUUCUUCACACUUGUUUAUGCAUGUCAUUGUGAUAUGGUGAUGGUAAGACCAGUUAAUAAUGAUAUUGUGUAGGAAUAUAUGCCUAAAGUACCUAAAUAUUUUUUUUACUAUUUUGUUCCCCCCAUGAUAGUUAACCUAAAAAAAAAAAAUAUUCACCAUCA
Cherax quadricarinatus is the source of this 6302-nucleotide messenger RNA. The record is from RefSeq and is a predicted model, not a curated record. Lineage: Eukaryota; Metazoa; Arthropoda; Malacostraca; Decapoda; Parastacidae.